Molecule: messenger RNA, 508 nt
Organism: Rhinopithecus roxellana (golden snub-nosed monkey)
Lineage: Eukaryota; Metazoa; Chordata; Mammalia; Primates; Cercopithecidae
Gene: ATP5ME
Product: ATP synthase membrane subunit e
Exons: 4
Coding region: 31-444 (137 amino acids)
Biological process (GO): proton motive force-driven ATP synthesis
Molecular function (GO): proton transmembrane transporter activity
Source: RefSeq, a predicted model, not a curated record
CGCCCCGGCCCUUGCGCGCGUGCGCACCACAUGACGUCACCGCCGCCCGGGCGCGCGCAGUCACCCUCCGGCCGCCAGGGGGAGCGCCCCGCCUCCCCGUCCCGUUCUCUCGCUGCUGACGGCGCAUGCGUCCGUCCAGCUCCGCCUUUGCCUCCAAGGCUUUGCGGGCUUUGCAGCGUCCUCUUCCGACUGCGGGUUGUGCUUCCGGUGCGGAGGUCACGGACAAGAUGGUGCCGCCGGUGCAGGUCUCUCCCGCUCAUCAAGCUCGGCCGCUACUCCGCCCUGUUCCUCGGUGUGGCCUACGGAGCCACGCGCUACAGUUACCUAAAACCUCGGGCAGAAGAGGAGAGGAGGAUAGAAGCAGAGGAGAAGAAGAGGCAGGAUGAACUGAAACGGAUUGCCAGAGAAUUGGCAGAAGCCCAAGAUGACAGCAUAUUAAAGUGAGUGACCCUGUGACCCUCUCUCUGGAGCAGCAGUGGAUGAAUAAAGCCUCCUGUGCUGUGUAAUA